ACCAAAGUGAGAUGGUAUCUUGUUGACGUAGUGACACCUGAACGUCUGUAAUGGAGGUCACCGCAGCACGCCUGGAAAGAGCCGGAGGACGACAACAUCACCCAGACAUGGUCACGCAAAAGCAGAGAACAUCCCAAUCCAGACUUUAUCUGCUUCUGAAAAAGUACAUAGUUGUAAAAUCAAGAAAAAAAUCAGCCAGACCAACUCAAGUUGAGUUUGAGCAGUGGGGUCAGUCCCUGGAGAAACUUCUCGCCCACCAGAGUGGACUGGUGGCGUUCAAGAUGUUCUCGAAGUCAGAGUACUGUGAGGAGAAUAUUGAGUUCUGGCUGGCCUGUGAGGACUUCAGGAAGACCAAGACAUCAGAAAAGCUGGCCAUCAAAGCGAAUAAUAUCUAUGAGGAGUUCAUCAGAAAAGACUCCCCGAAAGAGAUCAACUUGGACUUCUACAUCAAAGAACGCCUCAGCCAGCGCCUUCAGCGGCCAAGCAAGAACUGUUUUGAAGAAGCUCAGAAGAGAAUCUUCUACCUGAUGGAGAUUAGCACCUACCCUCGCUUUCUUCAGUCGGACUUUUACCACGUCCUGAGGGCUCCUGAGGGACUGUAGAGACCCCUAAAGCCACAGUGCUAACCACAGCUGAGCUGAGUUGUGGCUGCCUGAGGAAGCAGAGAAGUUCAGUUUUGUCUCAGCAGUGACACAGCUAGCAUGUAGCAUACUGCUGGUAAGCAUUUGUGAGAAUGUAGCACACUGCUGGUAAGCAUUUGUGAGGAUGUAGCAUACUGCUGGUAAGCAUUUGUGAGAAUGUAGCGCACUGCUGGUAAGCAUCUGUGAGGAUGUAGCACACUGCUGAUCAUAAAUGCUCUGCCAGAUCAUCUCUCUGGAGGCUCUGUUGUAGGCCUUGCUAGAGGCUCGCACUACUGUCUGUGGUUGGGAACCACAGCAAGUUCUUAUUUGUGGUUGAACUGGGCUCUUGAAAAAAUUUUGAUU
Colossoma macropomum (tambaqui) is the source of this 983-nucleotide messenger RNA. Its product is annotated as regulator of G-protein signaling 21-like. The transcript is spliced from 5 exons. The coding region runs from base 51 to 602 and encodes 183 amino acids. NCBI's taxonomy places the organism in Eukaryota, Metazoa, Chordata, Actinopteri, Characiformes, Serrasalmidae. The record is from RefSeq and is a predicted model, not a curated record.